GGGCUUUCUCUUUCAUUAUUCUGAUGUACCAGGUGUCCUGUCAAUGAUCUGUUUUACUAGAAACAAAAGGACAAUUGAGAUUGUUUUCGUUUUUUUGGCUACAAUGGCAUAAUGCCAUUCUGGAGCAACAUGCACAGAGCAUCAACAACAUAUGGACAUGUGAUUUAUAAAAGGAAAUAAUUAUGAAUAACUGAAGAUAUCUAGUGAUUGGGGGUCCUUGCUUAACAAUUUGUAAAGUAUUUAACAAGGCAGAAGAGCCUCAGCCUGAAACGUUAAUUAUUAAUCAACAUGAACCGUGCUUUUAGCAGGAAAAAAGAUAAAUCGUGGAUGCAUACUCCAGAAGCAUUAUCAAAACACUUCAUUGCUUACAAUGUUAAAUUCCUUGGAAACACUGAGGUGGAACAGCCUAAAGGUACAGAAGUUGUAAGAGAUGCAGUAAGAAAACUUAAGUUUGCUAGACACAUAAAGAAAUCUGAAGGUCAGAAGACACCAAAAGUUGAACUUCAAAUAUCAAUCUAUGGUGUAAAAAUUCUAGAACCAAAAACAAAGGAAACCCUGCACAAUUGUCAGUUACACAGAAUAUCAUUUUGUGCCGACGAUAAAACAGACAAGAGGAUAUUUACGUUUAUAUGCAAAGAUACAGAGUCAAAUAAGCACUUAUGUUACGUAUUUGAUAGCGAAAAGUGUGCAGAAGAGAUAACAUUAACCAUUGGACAAGCUUUUGAUUUAGCCUACAGAAAAUUUCUGGAGUCUGGAGGAAAAGAUGUUGAAUCAAGAAAACAAAUAGCAGGUUUGCAAAAAAGGAUUCAGGAGUUAGAGACAGAGAACACAGAACUGAAAUUUAAGGUGCAAGAUUUGGAAAACCAGUUAAGAAUAAGUGAUUUAACGUUGUCACCUGCAGGCAGUGUGACACCUAAAUCAUCCUCCACUGACAUCUUUGAUAUGGUUCCCUUUACCUCCAUCCCACCGGAGACAACAACCCCUACAAGGAAUGGCACACAGCCACCUCCAGUACCCAGCAGGUCAACAGAUAUCAAAAAGGAUCUUUUUGGAGCUGAACCAUUUGAUCCUUUUUGCUGUGCAGUGAGUGAAUAUCCUCCAGAAAUACAGUCCAAACUGGAUGAGAUGCAGGAGGGGUUCAAAAUGGGACUAACAGUUGAAGGGACGGUGUUUUGUCUUGACCCACUUGACAGCAAAAGCUGAUACCACCAACACCAUCGAUAUAAUCCUCACAUCCUUACAGUGACUGGUUAUUUUGGUUGUAUUACCGAUGUGCCAAAAGUUAAAAAAGGUUUUCCUCUCUCAACUUUUUAUUAGCCACUAUAUUUGUAAAUUACAGAAAAGGCAUCUUCUACAAUCAAAGUGAAUCUCUCAAUCCUAAAAAUGUAUCUGAAGUAGUCCAUUGAGCAACACCCGGCAAUCUAAUUUUACCCAAUAAUUAAUCUUACCCAGCACAAAGGAGCAUAAUGAUUCAAGGGUCAUGAAAUAAUCUUGGAAAACAACCUUCAUCAAAUAAUACAUUUUGAGGGUUGGAAGUAUCACUUUAAUUUGAUAUUAAAGUGGAACAGUAUUUUUAUAAAAAAAAGUAUUGACCUUCAAUCUAUGCAGAAUUCUAAAGCUGAAUGCAAAGGUUAUCACAACAUUUACAUUUACAGUUUUUUUCACACUACAAUAUUAUUUGCCCGAAAUCACCAUUUAUCAACAAACCAAGAUACAUUAUAAAUAAAAACAUUUGUACUGAGUAAGCAGAGCUUAUUCCGAUGUAACGUAUACAUUUUAUAAAAAAGAAAUGUCCUUGUUGUUUACUUAUUAGUUGUCUUUUUUAGGUCAUUGCAUAUAGAAAACAUUUUCAGAUAUUUUUAUAAGAAAUCAAAUAAUUCAUCAUUCUCUAAACUAGGUGCUUGCAGUGCAUUGUACAUUUGAGCUCUCAAGUACAGCUAGUUACAAAUGUAUUGGGAUUAAGUAUUGAUAAAGUUAUGGAGAUACAAAAGUAUAAAGUGUGUGCACACACAUUUUUUAUUUACUUUGGUCUUUGUUUUAAUUUGUAUAAACACAAGUAUUUAUAUAUAUAUUUGAACAGCCAUACUUAUUUGGUUAAAGGGAUAGGAGAGUCAAAAUGAAACUUGCAUGAUUCAGACAGAGCAUGCCAUUUUAUGACACUUUGAAAUUCACUUCUAUUUUCAAAUCUGCUUCGUUCUCUUGGUAUCCCUUGUUGAAAAAGAAUACACAUAUAUCCUACACUAGUGGGAACUAGCUGCUGAUUGGUGUCUGCACACAUUUGUCUCUUGUGAUUGGCGAACUAGGUGUGUUGAGCUAGCUGCCAGUAGUCCUUCAGAAAAGGACAACAAGAUAAUUAAAGGGACAGUCUAGUCAAAAUUAAACUUUCAUUGUUCAGAUAGGACUUUUAAUUUUAAUCAACUUUCCAAAUUACUUUUAUCAUCAAAUUAGCUUUUUUCUCUUAGUAUUCUUAGUUGAAACUAAACCUUGGCAGACUCAUGCUAAUUUCUAAACUCUUUAGGGCUGCCUCUUAUCAAAGGCUUUUUAUAUUCCUUUUCAACACAAAGAGACUAAAAGUACACGUGGGCCAUAUAGAUAACACUGUGUACAGGCACAGGGAGUUAUUUAAGAUUUAGCCUAAAACAAUGCUAACUGCAAGACAAUAGAUAACAAACAGUUACAGUCAUGUGAUCAGGGGGCUGGAAGAAGGUUCCUAGAUAUAAGGUAAUCACAGAGGUAAAAAGUAUAUUAAUAUAACUGUGUAGGUUGUGCAAAACUGGGGAAUGGGUAAUAAAGGGAUUAUCUAUCUUUUAAAACAAUAACAAUUCUAUGGUAGACUUUCCCAAAUUUGUUAAUAAAAGUUAAUUGGAAAGUUGUUUAAAAUUAUAUGUUCUAUCAAAAUCAUGAAAGAAAAUUUUGGAUUUUACUGUUCUUUUUUAAAAAAAAAAAAAUCUAAAGAAACUCUAGGGGUGUUAUGAUACAUAUUCUGGGACAUGCUGGAAUAUAUUUGUAAUUAUAACAUCUUUCCCUUGUGUUUUAGUAGUUUAUAUAAUAACAAAUAAAUAAUAACCUAUAAACAAUUAAGCAUUCCAUCUCAUAGUUGCGAAACAAUGUUGAUCUAAAAGGUUCUCUCAUUAAGGACCAAUACAUUUGACAUUACAUAUAUUCUGGAAAAUAUGUAAUACAUAUAAAUAAUCUAUCAACUAUCCUGUUGGGAGACUAGUAAUUAUUCCUUUUUCCAAUAGUGGGGUCAAUCACAAAUCUGUGAUUUAAUAAUUUUUGACAGAAACACCAUCAACGUCUAUGGAGAUUGAAUUACCAGAACUAUACUGCAAAUCUUAAAAUGUAUUUCAAUCUUUGAGUACUUUUAGGAUGGAUUCAUUUAGUCCAAUAGCCUCUUUUUUAAAGUACAGGGAAAUAAAAAUCCAUAUUUUAAAAGAACAUGGAACAAAAUGAUAAAGUAAAGAUGCGCUGAUGAAACCAUAACAUAACAUAGCACUGAAAGUGGGAGGGAUAUUAUACAGGGGUCAAGUCCUACAAAAAAAGUGUGGGAACUCACCAAGACUUCCACCCCCUCACAAUUAAUAUUGAUUUUAUAUAUAUAUAAAUAUAUAUAUAUAUAUAUAUAUAUAUAUACAUACAUAUAUAUACAUAUAUAUAUAUAUAUAUAUAUAUAUAUAUACAUACACUGUAUUUUUAUGUAUAUAAUCUAUACACUUUGGUUAAUGAAAGCAAAUUAAAUCCAAUGAAGUGCUUAAUGGUUGUCUUUGGGCCUGAGAAUCCCCCUCUGUCACAGAGUAUCACCCACUAAAGGUGCAAUAGUCCUAUUUCUGCAGAGGGGAGCUAAAUAAUCCCAGAGCAAGCCACACAGAAAUGUAAGCACCGUGUGUUCUACACAGUACAGGGUUAUCACACAGCAGGACCCCUGACAGUCUUACAUUUAGUGUAUUGUAGAAAGUGUUACUGCCCAUUACUAGAGGAUCUCACUAUCCCUCUAACCAGACUUUGCUUCAGCUGCUCCUACCAGCAGCAGCAGUGUUUACGGAAGCUUUUCUGUUCUCUGUCCAGAGGGAUCUUAGUUCCUCCUUCAAAAAUAGUACAGGAACUCCGUUCCCAAUGCGUUCCUGUUCGACUUGACCCCUGAUAAAAAGAUAUAUAGAUAUAGAUAUAUUAGAUGUGGGCAUUCGGCAGCUUAGUACUUUUUGAAACUGAAUAUCCUCUUGUGCAAGUGAAACAGAUCUUAGUGUUUUUCACUUGCACAAGAGGAUAUUCGGCUCUGAAAAUAGCCUCCUACUUCCACAUUCAGCAGUGAACAAGACUAUGCACACAUCAAAUAUAUGUGUUUUACUUGUUUCAAAAUAAAUUAAUAUGAUUUUAAAUAUACACACAUAUACAUUAAGUUUCAAUUUUAUUAUACCAGUGGGCAUUUAUCUUAUAAUAAUAUCAAUAAAAGGAGCAGAACAGCUUUUAUUUAAACAUCGUAUUGUCAAAAGCAACAUAUCAGACCUGUUUAGUCUUUAAAUGGACAGUGAACACCUUAAAGAUUUUUAUAUUAAAUAUUAAGUUAUGCAUAAUAAAUCAACUUUGCAAUAUAUUUUUUAUUAUUUCUUUUACUCCCUUUUGAUGUAAUUUAAACUGAAAAUGCACACUGCAGACUUAUCAAGACUCACCCUGUUUGGCUUUUUGCAGAUAACUGCAAAACAAUGCAAAAAAUAUUGGUAAUUAAAUAAAAUGUUUGAUUUAGAGAAAGUUUGUAAUUAACAUGCAUAAGCUAUUUUGCUUCUUAAGCUGCUAAAAGUUGGAAGAAACUUGCAUUUCUUUAACAGCAUAUGAAUACGGACGUAAUACCCAUUACUUAUACAGAUAAUGGGCUCCAUGUACGAAGCAGUGAAAGCUGCUCCGGAGCCUUUGCGGGGCAGGUUCGCAUAUUCGAGCCUGCUUCCCGCAAUGUAAGAAGCAGCGGUCAUUAGAUGGUAUGUCACUAAAUCUUCCCUCUUCCUUUACCACCGCAGUUUAUUAGGUUAUGCAGACACCAGAAGGGAAGUCUCACAUACUACUCUGUGAGAUUAAAGGGACUUGAAAACACAAACAUUUUCUUUCAUGAUUUAGGUAGAACAUACAAUUUUAAACAACUUUCCAAUUUACUUCUAAUAUUAAAUUUGCUUCAUCCUUUUGGUAUCAUGUGUUGAAGGAGCAGCAAUGCAUUACUGUUUUCUAACUGAAAAAAUGGGUGAGCCAAUGACAAUUGGUAUUUAUAUGCAGCCACUAUUCAGCAGCUAGAACCUAGGUUUGUUGCUGCUCCGGAGCUUUCCUAGAUAAACUUUUCAGCAAAGAAUAACAAGAGGAUAAAGCAAAUUAAAUGAGAGAAGUAAAUUGGAAAGUUAUUUAAAAUUGUAUCUCUAUCUCAUAUAUUAUUAAAGACAUUUUUGGGAUUUCAUUUCCCAUUAAAUUUAAAUGAAACCAAUGGCCCAGUGAAGCAGUAUUACUGAUAAAGACAAUUCCCACAGCUAUGUUGGAAAACGAGGAAUACACCUCUAGAAGACUGACAAAAACAUAUGUAGUUACUUCUCCAGAGCAAGAAUAAAAUGUUUUAUAAAAUAUUUACAAUCACUUAGUGCCAUACCCGACAGACAACAUUUAGUAUAAGCACAGGACUAUACCAUAAAACUAAAAAUAGACUACUUAAACACUCUUAAUUUCCUAUCUAAUUAUGAGAAAAGUUCUCUCAUUUUUUUUUUAACAAACUAAAAAAUAUGACUUCACUAAGUUCAGAUCAUACAUAUACUCGUUUAACAAUGUUUUGCAUUUGCCUUUCAUUUAUUUCUCUUUACAAUCUGUCUACCAUUUAGAAAGUUGUUAUUAUUAUUAUCGGUUAUUUGUAGAGCGCCAACAGAUUCCGCAGCGCUAAAGUUAUAUAUUACACAAAGGAAAUUCUUUAUCAUUUUUAUCAUACAGUAUUUUAGAAUUUGUAUAAUAAUGAUGUUUAGGUAGCCAUACAAAUGGCUUUUUUUUUACAAAUAGAAUAUGUAUUUUUACUGUACUUAAAGGAAGCUUUGCAUAAUAUGCAUUUGUGUUUAGUGCCCUUUUAUUAGCAAUUGCAACACAGCACUAUAUACAUAAUUUGCACAUGUUAACAUAUUUCUGUGCUGUUUUUAAUGUUAACCAAUUUGGCCAGUAUUGAGGUAAUAGAUCAUGAAAUACAUAAGGACAGGGGCAGACAAGAUAGGCCAAGGGAUUUGUUUUUAUCUCCAAGAAAAUCAUAUUUCACAUCAUAUGUAUUGCUAAUAAAAAUGUUUCAGCGUCUGUCAAUUUUCAGACCGUACAUACUUGGUUUGUAUGUACGCUCAGAUGUGUUUGUCCAAUUUUGCCUCAAAUAAAUGAUGAUUUUAGGAAAA
Molecule: messenger RNA, 6392 nt
Organism: Bombina bombina (fire-bellied toad)
Lineage: Eukaryota; Metazoa; Chordata; Amphibia; Anura; Bombinatoridae
Gene: GULP1
Product: GULP PTB domain containing engulfment adaptor 1
Exons: 12
Coding region: 289-1203 (304 amino acids)
Source: RefSeq, a predicted model, not a curated record